UGAGAUGAAAAAGGAGAGACAGAUACCCAAGAAGAGGGAGAGAGGUGUAUUUGAAAGGGCGGGAGUAGGAAAUGAUUAUCUCAUUGCCGAACAGUGAGGGGAGGAGGUAGUUGAAAAAACCCUGGAGAGAGAAAAAAGAGGGGAAAAAAAGACAGUCAGUAGGAGAGGGAGUAAGAGAACCACCCAAACUUCCCAAACCACCCAAUCAAGCUGCGUUCUUGGAAUUGGAUCCCUCCCUUGUUCACCACCUGAGAAGAGAGGAGUGCAACUGUGCCUCCGAGACUCUCAGAAGAGUGAGAGAGAGAAAGAGAGAGAGGGAGAGAGUGAGAGAGAGAGAGAGAGAGAGAGAGAGAGAGAGAGAAACAGGUGAGAGCAAAAACAAGAGGAAUCCCAGACACAGAGAAGAAGACGGCAUUUGUUAAACUGUCUGCAGUUUGGCAGAAAAGACAAACACUGCUCAAACAAAUUGAGAAACAAAGAUAUUUGUUCUUGAGCGAGAGAGAGAGAGAGUGAAAAAGAGACUCAGGAGAGGAAAACCUGGACUCUCAGGAGAGUUGUGUGUGUCUGUAACAACAACAAAGCAACGAGCUCACUGUCUGUCUCGAUUGGACAUCUCUCUGUCCAAGGACUGGGUAAAGGAGAGGGAACCCGUCAUGAGAAGAAAGUCAAGAAGUGCAAAACGUGAAGAUAAGACAACAGGAAUUGUGGCACUACUUGAACAAUAAGUUAAAGGAAGAAACUGAAGAGGGAGUUUAGAGGAGCAAGAGGGUACAGCAUCUCCAGAGAAAAACAACACAGUAGCAAGUGGCUUAUGCUUUGCUGGCAAGAAAGAGAAAUCAUCUUCAAAAUUAUUGGAAAUAUUUUUGUUUAAGUGUUCACUUGUGUUGGUUCUGAUUCAAGGACUUUUGUGACCAGCUGUUUUUGCGACUACUCUUGAACCAUCAUGUAGUAGAGUUCCCUUGUUACCUGUGAGGAGGACAGGGGUUUGAAAGUAGACUGCCAGUAGCUCCUGCUUUCUGACAGUGGAGUCAUGUCCCUGGAAGAUGUAAGAAGCAUUGCCAGCCUUGGGGCCGAGAGCGUGGCCUCGGACUACUGCGACAGCCACUCUCUGAGCCAAGGUCAGGACCAGCAUCCAGAGAACCACAGCCAGCAGUCCCAAGAUGGGAUUGUUUUGGAGCGGAUCAAGUCUCUGUCAAUGGACAUGUUUGAUCCCAGUGACUUCACAGGGAGAUUUACUAAAAUCCAGUCCAAGUCAAGGAAGAGGACAAGGAUCAUCAGAGCCUCUCCAGUGGGACUGAAGCCACCCCUCCCUCCAGUCAGCGGAACCUUGGGCGAGAGGAAGGAUCCUGUCGUCAUGGCGCCCGUCAACGUGGACCCUGAGAGCAAGCCGGGUGAAUUCGUCCUCAAAAGCCUAUUCGCCAACUUCACCCUUCUUUCCGAACGGAAGAUACGAAUUAUCAUGGCAGAACCACUGGAGAAACCUUUAAACAAAUCCCUACAGAGAGGGGAAGACCUACAGUUUGAUCAGUUGAUCAGCACCAUGAGUUCUCUGGCUGAAUACUGUCUGCCGUCAAUCCUGAGGACUCUGUUUGACUGGUACAAGAGGCAGAACGGCCUGGAGGAUGAGUCUCACGAAUACCGACCUAGGGCCAACACCAAGUCCAAGAAUGAUGAGCAACAAAAGGACUACUUAUUGGAGCGGAGAGAUCUGGCUAUAGACUUCAUCUUUUCCCUUGUUCUCAUAGAAGUUCUAAAGCAGAUCCCCCUCCAUCCUCUCUUGGAUGGACUGAUCCAGGAAGUUAUAAACUUGGCUUUCAAGCACUUCAAAUAUAAGGAAGGGUAUUUGGGACCCAACACAGGGAAUAUGCACAUUGUGGCUGACCUCUAUGCUGAAGUAGUAGGGGUUGUAGCUCAGUCCAGGUUCCCAGCCGUGAGGAAGAAGUUUAUCUCUGAGCUGAAGGAACUGAGGCAGAAGGAGCAGACCCCCUACGUCAUCCAGUCCACCAUCAGCCUCAUCAUGGGAGUCAAGUUCUUCCGCAUUAAAAUGUACCCAGUGGAGGACUUUGAAGCCUCCUUUCAGUUCAUGCAGGAAUGUGCGCAGUAUUUCUUGGAAGUGAAGGAUAAAGACAUUAAGCACUCAUUAGCCGGACUCUUUGUGGAGAUACUUGUUCCUGUGGCUGCUACUGUGAAGAAUGAGGUGAAUGUGCCAUGCCUACGAAACUUUGUGGAGAGUUUAUAUGAUACCACCCUGGACUUGUCCUCCCGCAAGAAACACUCUCUGGCUCUGUAUCCUCUGGUGACCUGCCUGCUGUGUGUCAGUCAGAAGCAGCUCUUCCUCGGCCGCUGGCACGUCUUCCUCAACAACUGCCUCUCCAACCUCAAGAAUAAAGACCCCAAGAUGGCGCGUGUGGCUCUAGAAUCUCUCUACCGCCUGCUCUGGGUCUACAUGAUCCGUAUCAAGUGUGAGAGCAACACUGGAACACAGAGUCGUCUGACGUCCAUCACCUCCACGCUGUUCCCUAAGGGCAGUCGUAGUGUUGUACCCAGAGACAUGCCCCUCAAUAUCUUCGUCAAGAUCAUCCAGUUCAUUGCACAGGAGAGACUGGAUUUUGCAAUGAAGGAGAUCAUAUUUGACCUGCUGAGUGUCGGGAAGCCUGCCAAAGCUUUCAGCCUAAAUCCAGAGCGUAUGAACAUAGGUCUGCGGGCGUUCCUGGUGAUAGCAGAUGCUCUACAGCAGAAGGAUGGGGAGCCUCCCAUGCCAAACACAGGAGCCACCCUGCCUUCUGGAAACUCCCUGAAGAAGAAGAAGACCUACCUCAGCAAAACCCUUACUGAAGAGGAGGCCAAACUCAUAGGCAUGUCGUUAUACUACUCCCAGGUGCGCAAGGCCCUGGACAACAUUCUGAGGCACUUGGACAAGGAGGUGGGACGCUGCAUGAUGCUGACCAAUGUCCAGAUGCUCAACAAAGAACCAGAGGACAUGAUCACUGGUGAGAGGAAGCCUAAAAUCGACCUGUUCAGGACAUGUGUGGCAGCCAUUCCUCGUAUCCUCCCUGACGGCAUGUCCAAGCCCGAGCUUAUAGACCUGCUCUCACGACUGACAGUCCACAUGGACGAUGAGCUCCGCCUCAUUUCCCAGAACUCCCUGCAGAGCCUGUUAUUGGAUUUCUCAGACUGGAGGGAAGAUGUCCUGUUCGGUUACACACACUUCCUUUUGCGAGAGGUACAGGACACCCAUCAGGGUCUGCAGGAUGCGUCUGUCAAACUGUUGCUGCAGCUCCUCACCCAGUGGAGGUUAGCCCUGCAGCUGCAGGGGAAGAUGCGAGGUGGCUCAGAGGCCAGUCCCAGACUGCCGGAUCGGAGCCCUCACUGCUCAGUUCUCCAUGCUGUUGAAGGCCUGGCUCUACUGCUGCUCUGUUCCUGUCAGAUCAGCACCAGGAAGCUGGCAGUCGGUGUGCUGAGAGAAAUACGCUGCCUCUUCACUGCACUGGGACAUGCUGAUGACGAUGACAAACCUAUGAUAGAGAUCAUGGAUCAGCUGAGCCCAGCUGUGAUGGACAGCUUUGUUCAUGUGGCUGUAUCCGACUCGGCCACUCUGCCAAUGAGUCACCACAUUGACCUCCAGUGGCUGGUGGAGUGGACAGCUCGGCUCGUGAGCAGUGCCUACGAUGUGAAGAGCCCCAGCCACGUCUGGAUCUUUGCCCAGUGUGUAAAAGACCCCUGGGUGCUGUGUCUGCACAGCUUCCUGCGCCAGGAGCACCUGCCCAAGCACUGCCCCAUCGCGCUGGGCUACGCCUGGCCCUACGCUUUCACCCGACUACAGCUGCUGCUGCCCCUGGUUGACCCCAACAGCCCAGUGAAUGCUAAGAAGACCAGCACAGCGGGCUCCAGCGACAGCUAUAUCCCUCUGUGGCGUAACUAUCUGAUCCUGUGUCUGGGUGUGGCCAAACCCAGCAUCAUGUCUCCCGGUCAUCUCAGAGCCUCCACGCCAGAGAUCACCGCAACCACGCCCGAUGGCAGCGUCACCUAUGACAACAAGGUUAUUGGCACUCCUUCAGUUGCCUGGCUUUUAAAACAGCUGGUCCCACUAAUGAGAGCUGAGAGUUUAGAGAUCACUGAGUCUCUGGUUCUAGGUUUUGGACGUACAAAUGCCCUUGUCUUCAGGGAGCUAGUGGAGGAACUGCAUCCAUUGAUGAAGGAAGCACUGGAACGCAGGCCUGAGAAUAAGAAACGACGUGAGAGGAGGGAUCUGCUCCGACUACAGCUGCUCAGGAUCUUUGAGCUGUUGGCUGAUGCAGGAGUCAUCAGUGACAGCACCAAUGGAGCACUGGAACGGGACUCCCUUGCGUUGGGAGCCUUGUUCCUAGAGUAUGUGGACCUGACCCGGAUGCUUCUGGAGGCUGAGAACGAGAAGGAGCUGGACGUGCUGAGAGACAUCAGGGCCCACUUCAGUGGCAUGGUGGCCAACCUCAUCCAGUGUGUGCCUGUCCACCACAGGCGCUUCCUGUUUCCUCAGCAGUCUUUGAGGCACCAUCUCUUCAUCCUGUUUAGCCAAUGGGCUGGACCAUUCAGUGUCAUGUUCACACCCCUUGAUCGCUAUAGUGAUCGCAACCACCAGAUCACUCGGUACCAGUACUGUGCUCUCAAGGCUAUGUCAGCAGUGCUGUGUUGUGGUCCAGUGUUUGACAAUGUGGGUCUGUCUACUGAUGGCUAUCUCUACAAGUGGCUGGACAACAUUCUGGCAUGUCAUGACCUGCGGGUGCACCGUUUGGGCUGUGAGGUUGUGAUCCUGCUGUUGGAGCUGAACCCAGACCAGGUCAACCUGUUCAACUGGGCCGUGGAUCGCUGCUUCACUGGGUCUUACCAGCUGGCCUCUGGCUGCUUCAAGGCCAUUGCCACUGUCUGUGGGAACAGGAAUUAUCCAUGUGAUCUAGUUACCCUGCUUAACCUGGUGCUGUUCAAGGCCUCAGACACCAGCAGGGAAAUCUAUGAGAUCUCCAUGCAGUUGAUGCAGGUGCUGGAGUCUAAGCUGUGUGCGUAUUCUAAGCGAAUGGUGGAGCAAAAGCCUGGCAAUAUUCUGUAUGGUACCCAUGGGCCCCUGCCGCCUCUGUACAGCGUCAAUCUGUCUCAGCUCUCCAUCCAGCUGGCCAGCAUGUACCCAGAGCUCACUCUGCCUCUCUUCUCAGAGGUGAGCCAGCGUUUCCCCACUACCCAUCCCAACGGCAGACAGAUCAUGCUGUCCUACCUGCUGCCCUGGCUCAGUAACAUUGAGCUGGUGGACACAGGGCUCCUCCCACCUGCCUCCAGCCCAUGCACCCCAGAGGAAGAGCCUCGCGGUCGGACACACAGCCUGGGGCUGUCCCCUAGUCUCAGGGGUAACGGCUGGGGUUCACUGCAGGCCACCUCGCUGGUGCUCAACAACCUCAUGUUCAUGACUGCAAAGUAUGGAGAUGAGGUCCCUGGCCCAGAGAUGGAGAAUGCCUGGAACGCUUUGGUGUCCAAUGAAAGGUGGAGCAACAACUUGAGGAUUGCCCUGCAAUUCCUUAUCAGUCUUUGUGGAGUCAGCAGCGAUACCACACUGUUGCCCUAUAUCAAGAAGGUCGUGAUCUACCUUUGUCGCAACAACACCAUCCAGACCAUGGAGGAGCUUCUGUUUGAGCUGCAGCAGACUGACCCAGUCAAUCCUGUCGUGCUGCACUGUGACAACCCUCCCUUCUACCGCUUUGCUGCCAGCAACAAGUCCUCCGCCUCACACACAGGAACCACAUCUAGCAGUAACACCGUAGUGGCUGGACAGGAGAACUUCACAGAUACAGAUGAGACCAAGCUGGCAAGAGAGAACGAGGAGAGGGCCAAGGCUCACAACAGACUGGAGUCUCGCUACAGCAACAGCUCAGGAGGCUCCUACGAGGAUGAAAAGACAGACCCACUGCCGCCAUAUGCUGGUUGGCUACUGGGUGUCCUGGAGACCAACCAUCCUCAGCCGUUACCCAUGCCUGUUAAUGGAGGCUGCUGGGCACCUCUAGUUGACUACCUACCGGAGACCAUUACACCUCGAGGACCACUGCAUAGGUGUAACAUUGCAGUGAUCUUCAUGACUGAAAUGGUGGUGGAUCACAGCGUGAGAGAGGACUGGGCUUUACACCUGCCCCUGCUGCUCCAUGCCCUCUUCUUGGGUUUGGAUCACUACAGGCCAGAGGUCUUUGAACACAGCAAGCGCCUCCUGCUGCACCUCCUCAUUGCCCUCUCCUGCAACAACAACUUCCAGGUAAUAGCCUCAGUGCUGAUGCUGACCAGAGAGAUAAGCGACAACAAGACUCUGACCGUGAAGUCCAGCUACCACGCAGAGUACCAGCAAUCACAUACACCUGACUUCCUGCGCGAGUGGCAGGCAUCUCCGGUGGUGGAUUCUGGCCUCAGCUCCACCUCCAACUCCUCAUCUGCUAGUCUGGGAGGUGGCAGCAGCACUGCAGGCAGCGUGGGAAAUUUACCCCUGGUAACCCCUGACGACCUGGAGGAUCUUGAUGACACACCCAAUGAGACAGAUGAGAAGACAAACAAACUCAUCGAGUUCCUUGCCACAAGUGCCUGGAGUACUGUGUUAUCGUUGCUCAGAGCAUUCGGCCCGCUGUGGGCGCAUGAGGACAUCACGCCAAAGAACCCCAACUCCAAGAGCACAGAGCAGCUCACCAACUUCCUGCGCCACAUCGUCUCCGUCUUCAAGGAGUCCAAGUCAGACUUCCACCUGGAGCAGCAGCUGAGCGAUGUGGCCUUACAGACGGCUCUGUGCAGCUCCUCACGUCACUACGCCGGGCGCUCUUUCCAGAUCUUCAGAGCCCUCAAACAGCCAAUCAAUGCCCACGCUGUCUCCGACCUGCUGUCACGCCUCGUUGAGGUGGUGGGGGAACACGGGGAUGAGGUGCAGGGCUAUGUGAUGGAGGUGCUGUUGACGCUAGAGUCCGUGGUGGUGAAUCUAGCAGAAUGUCUGAAAAACAGUGAUCUUAUGGCAGCUCUUACCAGGACGUCCUCUCCAGACUUCUUGACCAGUGAUAAGCUGAUGAACAGGAAGAGCACAGGUCAGCUGAACUUCCCUGGACCGGGAUUUGUCGGUCUCUCGUCACAGCGCCACCAACGCUCUUACUCAGUCCCAAAGAAGUUUGGCGAGUGUGGUAACCAGUCCAGUGAUCCACCUCGCAGUGCUACUCUGGACCGUAUACAGGCCUGCACCAAUCAUGGCCUUGCUAGAUCAGGAAGAAGUGCUGGCUCCUGCACAUCAUCAACCAAUCGCAUCGACCCCAGCGUACUGUCUGAUCCGGCCCACGUUUCCCAUCCCUCAUCAAUACUGGCCACAGUCUUUUGGGUGGCAGUGUCACUCAUGGAGUCAGACUUUGAGUUUGAAUAUCAGAUGUCACUUCGCCUGGUUCACAAGCUCCUGUCAAAGGUGCCCCUGGACAGAGCAGAGAACCGCGAGCGCCUUGAGAAGCUGCAGGCUCAGCUGAGAUGGAGCGGCUUCUCUGGUCUCCAGCAGCUUCUUUUGAAGGGCUUCACCUCCCAGGCCACCUCCGACCUAACACUGCAGCUCUUCUGCCAGCUCACACCAGUUUCCCGUGUUCCUGUUGUCGACACCUCACAGGCUUUAGGUUUCCCUUUGAAUGUGCUGUGUCUACUGCCUCACCUAGUGCAGCACUUUGGCCACCCAACUCAGUUCUGUAAGGAAAGCGCUGAGAGGAUCGCACAGGUGUGUUUGGAAGAGAAGAACACAAAGCUGUCACAUUUGGCCCAUGUGAUGACUCUGUAUAAGACUCGCUCAUACACACGUGACCCCUUCUCCUGGGUCAGCGUGGUGUGCCGCUACCUCCAUGAAGCCUUUUCCGACAUCACACUCAACAUAGUCACCUACAUGGCUGAGCUGCUGGAUAAGGGCCUGCCGAGUAUGCAGCAAUCUCUGCUCCAGAUCAUCUACUGUCUCCUCAGCCACAUGGACCUGACUGCGGUGCAGGUCAAACAGUUCAAUGGCGAUGUCUUGAAGACCAUUGAAAAAUUUGUCCAGACGGUGCACUGGAAGGAUGCCCUUAACAUCUUGAAGCUGGUAGUGUCACGCUCCGCCAGCCUCGUUCACCCGGUGUACAGCCACGCUCAGGGUGACCUGUCCAACCUGGAGGUCAGCAGGGUUUGGGACGGUUCUGCCAAAGCCCUGCCUGGGAAAACACUGGACUUUACUUUUGACAUCUCUCAGACUCCAGUGAUUGGGCGUCGGUUUGAUGAGCUGCAAGGUUCAGGGGGGAGAGAAGGGAAAGCCAGAGCCAUGGCUGUGACCCGCAGCACUUCUUCCACCUCCUCUGGAUCCAACUCCAACACCGUCUUGGUGCCUGUGAGCUGGAGGCGACCGCAGUCAUCUCAGAAGAGAACGAGAGAGAAGCUGGUGAACGUUCUGUCUCUGUGUGGACAGGAAGUUGGACUCACCAAGAACCCAUCUGUGAUCUUCUCAUCAUGUGGCGACCUGGACAUGAUGGAGGUGCGGGAGAGCGGUGUUUCAUCAGAAGAGGGCGGGACCAGAGAAGACACUCUGGAUGACACAGCCAGUGAGCAGCAGUUCAGAGUUUUCCGAGACUUUGACUUCCUGGAUGUAGAGCUGGAGGACGGAGAGGAGCUCCAGGGUGAGAGCGUGGAUAACUUUAAUUGGGGUGUGCGGCGGCGAUCUCUGGACAGCACAGAGCUGGGCGACCUGCUGGAGGAAAGCCAGCACUCGGGCAGCACGCCCAGUCUGGGUCACGAGGACCCGCAUGAUUCAGACGAGUCCUCAGAGGAAGAGGAGUCUUCAACCAGCCAGAGCCUCUCACACUCUCAGCUUACUAACCCCUCUCCAUCGGAAGAGACCAAUCACACUGACUCCCUGUCUACAUCUUACGACACAUCUGCUGACCCACAAUCCCUCAACGCCACCACGCCGGGCCAUGGAAUAAUACAAGAUGAGCAAGGGGGCCUGCAUGGCGGGGUUUGUGGUGAGGAUGAGGACACCCAAGCUCAGGAUGAUGAGCUGUCACUGAGUGCCAACGAGCUCCCUCACGGCUCAGACUGUGGUGAGAGCUUCACCCUGGAGCUGCCUGGCCAGCCUCAGGAUCAACGGCCUAAUCCCGAUCCCAGCCUCAACCCAGACUACUGCCAACCACCACUGGGCUUUCUAGACCCCAACUGCCUGCCCAGCUUGCGGGAUGAUGUGGAUGACCUUGAAGACCUGGGCUUCCCUCCUCCCCCCUCUCCAUUUUUCUCUGCCAUCUUGGCAGCUUUCCAACCAACAGUGUGUGACGAUGCUGAGGAGGCGUGGCGUUGUCAUAUCAACCAGCUGGUGACAGACUCAGACGGAUCCUGUGCCGUCUACACUUUCCACGUCUUCUCGUCUCUCUUUCAGAACAUCCAGGGUAAGUUCUGCUCCCUGACGACUGAUGCUGCCACUUACCUCGGAGAGGGCCUGAGGGGCAUCGGAUCAAAGUUCGUCAGGUCCUCUCAGAUGCUCACCACAUGCUCAGAUUGUCCCACAAUUUACAUCGAUGCUGACACGAUCAUGUCUUAUGGUCUCCUUGAGAAGAUGAAGUUCAGCGCACUGGAGCUGCAGGAGUACCUGGACACCUACAACACCAGAGAGGAGGCUGCAGUAUCGUGGCUGAGGAACUGUAAGGACACAUUUCCAAGGUGCCCUGGUGAUGGUGUGGUUACCUGCCAGCCUGGAGACUCAGAGGAGAAGCAAAUGGAGUCUCUUGCCCAACUGGAGCUGUGUCAGAGGCUUUACAAGCUACACUUUCAGCUCCUCCUGCUCUUCCAGUCAUACUGCAAGCUCAUUGGUCAAGUCCACGCAAUCAGCUCUGUGCCUGAGUUGCUGAACAUGUCCCGAGAGCUUACUGAUCUGAAGACCAGCCUGCAAGCUGCGGAGGCGGCUGUUGCCAGCGACCUGGAACACACACACUUGGCCCACACUCACGCUCAUGCCACCCAGGUGGCAGCCAUGGCCGUGCCCAACUUCCCCACCUCUGAGGCAGCUGUGCAGGCCAUCUUGGAGUGCCUUAAGAACCAAGAAUUCACCAAAGCUGUCUGCUACAUCCAGGAGUGCAGGAGGCAAUGGCCCAACGGAGUGUUUGGCGGCAGCUCAGAGAGCGAGGUCCAGACACUGCUCAACGUCUACUUCCGCCACCAGACUCUGGGCCAGACGGGCACCAUCGCUCUGGUGGGCUCCCGCCAGGACCUGAGCCUCAUCUGCUCUAAGCUGCUGGAGCUCAACGGGGAGAUCCGCGAUAUGAUUCGCCGCGCCCAGGGUUACCGGGUAGUCACCACCUACCUCCCCGACUCCAGCGCCUCUGGGACCAGCCUCUGACAGGACCUCAGGAGCCCCCCACCCCCUCCAUCUCCUCCCUUACCUCCCCCACCUCUGCAUUCAAUGACCCUCCCACCUGUAGAGGUAAACCCAGUAUCACUACAUCCCACAAUGCAACUAAACCCACCGACAUCUCAUACCUGGCCCUUACCCCCUCCUGUGUGUCUGCUGCCCAGAAUUCAGGGCAGCAGACAGACCCCAGCCUUCAACCUUACCCAGUACUAGAACCAGAUCCACACCGAGGCCAUGAUCCUAACCUUCCUCUGCUCUCCUCAUCCCCAUCCACCAUAGAUUCUGAUGCUCUUUGGCUCGAGUUUCCUAAACCCCCAGAUCUCUUCUCACCCCAUAGCUGUUCAAAUGUACCAAGCCCACACUUCCCAUUCGAACCAAUCAGAGAUUUUACACUGCCACGCACACAGCAACCAAGGAGUGAUUGCGUUAAUGAAAACACUGAUAUUUAUCACCCUUUCCUAGGGUAUUCGUCACACAGUUCGCCAUUGUUACACACACACUGUAAUAAGCACCCAUUAUCAUCCCUCACACCCAACACACUCCCAACUGUAGCUUCCGAACCCACCCUGCUGUCACACUUGGACACACAUGAUUCCCCCAUUCCCCCAUGGGGUUCCCAUCUUCCUCAUUUCCCACAUUCUCCAUACAAGCACUCCUUUGCACAUUCAAGCCAAUCACCAACCCUGGACCCUGGGCACAACUCAGUCUUAAUCCAGGGUCCCACCCCUUCUUCGUCCCUCCCUCCUCCCCCACCACCUCCUCCCUGUCCCCCUGAUCAAGGAGAGGCUGCAGGAUGGGGUUGUUGCUGCUACCUCGGUGAGGCUACACCCCUAUCUCGCUACCUGGAUAAGGUGGGACACACCGUUCUGCCCCUAUUUAAAGUAGGGGGGCUCCUGAAUAACGAACCUUCAGACGUUCAGACCUGAGAGGCUGAACAUGUACAUUAGCAGAACCCGAGGGCCUACAGACCUGAGACGUCUGUGGAUCCAAACACCUGAUUGCAACUUUUCCUAACUAACCUGCUGAUCCAAAUACAGUUGUAAGAGAAGAUGGCAUCCUAGAGCUACCCGAAGCCUGGAUGAUUGACUUUUUAAGAGCAGUGAGUCAUAUCCCAGAGAUAAAGGGACGUAUGAUUGGACUCACUUUUUACUAGACGCUGUUACCUUCUGAUGAAGAUGACCCGAUGUGAUUCUACUUUAGUACUUUAGUACUUUAGUACUUUAGUGUGUAACAGAUCUGCUCCUAGCUAUGUUCUGCUUGACGGUCAUCGCUCAGCAUCUGAUCUGUUCCACACCUGAGGACCUAUGAAAGCACUUGGCUUCGAUUCAAACUUGCUUCCCAAAUGAACUGAAGGCGAGACUGAACUUGAUUGGCUGUUGCUGCCUCCUGUGGGAAGAACACAGCCAGCCGGCGUUACCACAAGAAAUAGAGUGAGGGAACUCGCCAUGAUAUGAUCUAACAUUGCCGGUGAAGUUUUCGCUAUUGCACUAAAUGGAGUUUUGUUAGUAGAUUAAAAAAAAAGAAGUUCCAUUAGGGAGGGUAUAUUACUGUUUGUUUUGUUACUGUGAGAGAAAAGGCUGUCACUUCCACAGAGAAGGAAAAGCCAAAAGCUGGAAUUACUUUUCUCUCCAUUGUGUGUCUACUGUUUGAAACCUCCUUUGAGGGAAAUUGUGCAAUGCAUGACCCAGUUGAAUGCUUUCUACUGUACUAGCGUCCCUUUCGCACCCUACAACUCUCUGAGUAGGCUACUCCUGACUGACUGAAAGACAGAUUGACUGACAAAGAGCGGAUGCAGAACAUUCAAGCGUAAUUUGUGCUGUCCUUUCGCUCGUUUAUAUACUGAAACGCUUGUGUAUCAGUGAACCAGCUCGUCUGUAGACUACUGUCGUAAACAUUGAUACACUCGAGUCACGCCAUUAUCUGUGCAAGGUGUACACUCUUCUGUGUGGCUAGCUGUAGCAUCAUAUUAGUGAGUGUACAUACUGUAUAUCUGUAACUGUCCUACACUGUAACAUGUUGACCUGAUGUGUUCACAUGCCAAGAGGAUAGUGCAUGUAUACACUCAAAUAUUUAGUCUUUCUCUGUGUAUCAUAUUGAUGAUUAUGGCACACAACGGUCAUGUUACCACUGUACACUGUAGCAUAUGUUAAUGUGUGGUUUGUAGGUACUGAUACACGUAAGGGAAAUGCUGACAUUCAGCACUCAUUGUUGAUGUUCAAAACAAAACUUGUGCUACUACUGUUCUGAAGUCAAACACUUCCUAUUGUCAGCCCCUUUUGUGAUUCCUCUCCAGCGGUAUUUGCCCUUUGCUGUAUAAAUAUCUUUUGCCUAUUUAUAUCUGAUCAACUAUAAAUCAACACUCAUUCAACUUAGUUUUUAUAUUGAUGUUUGUUCUCUCAGUUCAAACAUUUAAACUGCCAUGCAUGCAUCUUCUGUUGUACUGUAUGAAGUGUUUGAAAUAUUUAUUAACAAAAUCAUAUUUUAUCUGAAAGAUACGUUUGUAUGAGGUACAAAAGGGAGCUUUAAGCUCAUGCGGGUAUGUUUCCUUUUUUUGUUUGUUUUUCUAUGUGUGGGAGAAUGUGUGUGCAUGCCAAAUAAGAAAUUGCACAUUUUUAAAGCUUUUUAGAUGAAGACUGUAGCUGUUUUUUCACCUUGUAAAUAGUUUUACAGCCUUAGUGAAGUUGUUUUGAGUUGAUGCUCUGUACAAGUCUGUGUCAAAAGUAAAAGACAUAUCAGAACGACA
Molecule: messenger RNA, 13121 nt
Organism: Myripristis murdjan (pinecone soldierfish)
Lineage: Eukaryota; Metazoa; Chordata; Actinopteri; Holocentriformes; Holocentridae
Gene: fryb
Product: furry homolog b (Drosophila)
Exons: 67
Coding region: 1031-10366 (3111 amino acids)
Biological process (GO): neuron projection development; cell morphogenesis
Cellular component (GO): cell cortex; site of polarized growth
Source: RefSeq, a predicted model, not a curated record